Messenger RNA from Engraulis encrasicolus (European anchovy), 859 nucleotides. Its product is annotated as small integral membrane protein 28-like. Bases 1 to 543 code for a protein of 180 amino acids. The record is from RefSeq and is a predicted model, not a curated record. The transcript is spliced from 2 exons. NCBI's taxonomy places the organism in Eukaryota, Metazoa, Chordata, Actinopteri, Clupeiformes, Engraulidae.
AUGCGGACCAUGAAGGGGAGCAGCUGGAUGCGGUUCGGCCCGGCGGGUCGGGGGAGUUACGACUGGGUGACCGGAUCCCCGUCACCACCGCCCCUGGAGAAACAGCUACAGGGAUACCACUGGAAUGAGCUGUCCAACAACGACGACUCCAGGUCGGAGAUGAUCCUUUACGUCGCCCUGUCAGCCACCACCCUGCUCGCGCUGUGUGUAUUGGCCUUCGUGCUUCAUCGCAGGUGCACGCGGAGGAAGCUCAGCCUCGCCAACGUCAUCGCGCUGGACUUUCAAGACAACGAAAGCGGCGUGGAGAUCCUUUCCUCCUUGACGGGGAAGAGCGAGAGACAUCUAAGCACCAGCUCCGACGUGUCCGAGGGGGUCUUUCUCAUGGUGUAUUUGCCGCCGCCCUACGAGGAGACGCUCACCAAGAUCACCCGCGCGGCCAGCCUCACGAGCUCCAAGGACGUGGAGUCCAUGAAGUCCAUGAAGAUGGAAGACCUCGAGGCCAAGCUUUGCCCGGAACUCAAAUCAAGCGGACGGUUCGUGUGACAAACUGAGGCUGACACACAAAAAGGCCGAGGGGCUAAGCAACUUCUUGAAAUGAGAUUAUGACCAAUCGCCGUUCAUUUUAUUUUUUCAUUCAUCAUUGCGUUUUACAGAUUAAUGACCACCCGUCGUUAAGAUAUGUUUAAUGUAAACAAAUGAAGAACAUGCUGUGCUUGACGUAAGAGUUUUUCUCACUUCUGUAGGCCUACAUGUAUGGCGCCCUGUCUGGAAACCCGCACAACUAACUUUGGAGACCUUGUAGGGCAGCAAAGCAACCAGUAGAUGUCGCUCUUGUUGUUGGAAUCGCUGGAAAACUCAC